This is a messenger RNA of Octopus bimaculoides (California two-spot octopus), 4471 nucleotides long. Its product is annotated as DNA-binding protein RFX6. The record is from RefSeq and is a predicted model, not a curated record. Lineage: Eukaryota; Metazoa; Mollusca; Cephalopoda; Octopoda; Octopodidae. Gene Ontology annotation, biological process: regulation of transcription by RNA polymerase II. Gene Ontology annotation, molecular function: DNA-binding transcription factor activity, RNA polymerase II-specific; RNA polymerase II cis-regulatory region sequence-specific DNA binding.
AUAAAUCCCUUGUACUUCUACAUUGGUUUCCUCCGUCUUCUCUCUAGUUCACACUCGCCAGACUUGACAUAUAUAUAUAAUAUAUAAAUUAUAGGUGUGUGUAUAUAUUGAGGAAUAUAUAUCAUGAUAUUGUCCAUUUAAACAUAAUAUUUUCCGAGGUAAUAUUAACGAUAUUGCUAUAAUAUCAUUUGAAAAUGAAGUCAUAAAUUUCAAAGAACUGUACAUAAUUUCCAAGCUUCCCAGGAUAUUUCCAUUCUAAUAAUUGUUGAUUCCGACCACCCGACGGACUGCUGCCAAAAGGAACAUAAUUCUAAAGGAUGACCAUGAUGACCAUCAUAUUUCGGUGUCAAACACGUUCAAUCGGAAUAAAACGACCGUUCGAAGAACUAGAAGUCCAGAACGCCUACCUUCCUCUCCAGAGUUUGCUGUUGAUUGGUCGAGACAUAACGUCACGGUAGCAGCGGAGAACAGGACACCAGUGCUCUACGCGUACUACUGCUACUACUUUUACUACUACUACUACUACUACUACUACUACUACUACUACUACUACUACUACUGCUGCUGCUGCUGCAACUACUACUACUACUAGGAAGUAUGAGAUAAUUACUAACGUUAUUACAAAACCUUACCCCAUUUCUAAUGAACGGGACCGAUGUUGUUACUGUAUUGGCUGAUAUCACUCAUACCACCAAAAUCAUAAGCACCCUCUGACUACCACUACUAAUACCACUUCUACCACUACUCGUACUACUGCUUGUACUUCAUUCUACUGUUGCUAUUAUUAGUUCUAAAGAAACACCGAAUGUUUGGUCAAAUUUCAACAAGGAUUUUACUGAGGUUUUCUGGAAAUAAAACAAGAAGAAUUGCCAGUAAACUAUAUUUGGGAAAAUAAGAUUUUUACAAUGGAACCAAAUACGGUUGAUGGUGUGAUAGCAUCCACUGUGGCCGCUGAUGGCACCCACAUAGGAGGGAUAAUGGUAUGAAAAUAGCUGGCUGUGGUCGUAGCGUGAGCUGAAGGACUGGUUUAAGAAAUUGCAAUAACUUGAAUGCAACUGCUUAUUGUAUGAGAAUAUAUCUUAUAGACGUACCUUCACUUUUAUUGUAGACGAUCGUGAUGAUGAUGAUGAUGAUGAUGAUGGGGAUUAAAAUUAUAAUAAAGAAACAGAUGAUAAUGAUGAUGAUAAUGAUGCCUUCGUCGUGUUGGUUUUAUCUCAAUCGGCCGUUAGAGUAACUUCGUACGCAACCACGAAAACAAACGUUAGUAGUAAUUAAUACACUGGAAUUAUUAUUAUUAUCAUUAUUUUUAUUAUUAUUAUUAUCAUUAUUAUUUAUCAUUAUUAUUAUAAUACUACUAUUAGCAUUAGUAUUAUUAUUAUUGUUGCUGUUAUUAUUGUUGUUGUUAUCAAUAUUAUUAAGAAAUUAUAUAGAAGCAAAUAAUGAUAAUAAUAAUGAUAAGAAAUUCAUUGAUAAAAUAAUAUGAAAGAAGAAAGAGAGUGGGGAAUAUAGUCCUAGGUGGAUCACAAAGCCAUAUUUUGGGGGUGUUUUUGCUAUUUUUUAUCAUUUUCGUAUUGUGUUUUUAACGAAUCGAGACGAGAAACAAAAGGGGAAACAAAGACGUGAUAGAGACGGAUCGAACGAAGUUUGGUGUCAGCAAAGUAAAGGUAAAUCUACUGUCAAAGAAGACAUGUACUGCACCGAUUACAAUAUUCCAUCGAAAAGAAUUGGCGAGGAUAAUUCCCUUAAUCUUGAACAACGAGAGGCAACAGAAGAGUCUUUGGAUAUACCAAUAUGUAAAUACCAGCCCAUCAAAAAUAAUCUGGCAACGGGAUAUUCCGACGAUGAUGUUAGCACAGACGAUGACGACGACGACGACGACGACGACGACGACGAUGGCGAUGAUGAUGAAGAUGAUGAUGGUGACAAACCAGAGAUACCUAAAUCUCGAACCAGGGUUACUAAUAAUUCCAACAAAAACACUAACAAUAAUAAUAACAAUAAUAAUAAUAAUAAUAACUCACAAGCUCCAAAGAAAACCGUUGCUCAAAUCAUGAGAGACAAAAAGAAACAAACAGCUUUGACGUUACAAUGGCUGGAAGAUAACUACUGCAUUUGUGAUGGUGUUUGCCUUCCACGGUGCAUUCUUUAUGCUCAUUAUUUAGAUUUUUGUCGUCAAGAAAUCCUAGAACCUGCCUGCGCUGCCACGUUCGGAAAAACGAUUCGCCAAAAGUUUCCACAUCUCACUACCAGACGUCUGGGCACACGUGGACAUUCCAAAUAUCAUUAUUAUGGAAUUGGUAUCCGAGAAACUAGUCAAUACUAUCAUUCUGUUUACUCAGGCAAAGGUCUCACUCGGUUUUCUGGUUGCAAGUUAAAGAAUGAAGGAGGUUUUACCAGAAAGUACUCUCUAAGCUCCAAGACAGGGACUUUACUACCUGAAUUCCCCAAUGCCCAAUAUCUCAUUUUAACAGAAGGAGUUUCUAGAGAAAAGGUGGAAACGUUCAUUAUGAUGUACAAGACUCACUGCCAGUGUAUUCUAGAUACAGCAAUCAACAGCAAUUUUGAAGAGAUUCAAAACUUUCUGCUCCAUUUUUGGCAAGGUCUCCCCGACCACCUCCUGCCGCUUGUUAAAAACCAAGUCAUUGUCGACAUCAUUUGCAUAUGUGAUUCCAUUCUUUAUAAGGUCUUGAUCGAAGUUCUGAUCCCAGCAACGAUGCAAGAAAUGCCAGAGGUAUUGAUGUGCGACAUUCGGAACUUCGCUAAUCACUGGGAAAACUGGUUGUCGUCUGCUCUGGAAAAUCUUCCUGAACAAUUGACCGAACAUAAGCUUCCAGUGGCCCACAGAUUUUCACAGUCUUUGAAACGCCAAACUUCUUUUCUUCAUUUAGCUCAAACGGCCCGACCAGUCUUAUACGAUGUACACAUGGUAAAUCAAAUGAUAGCUGAUGUCGACCGUGUUGAUCUUGGUAGCAUUGGUAGUCAGGCCCUCUAUACAGAUACCGAUUGUGAACAGGACAUGGAAUUGAACGCAGAGUUUCUACAAGAAUUUAAAGAACUGUUGAGGAAACAAGCGACAGUUGAGGCAUUCACAGAGUGGCUUGAUGCCGUGGUGGAGCAUAAAGUUGUUAAGCCAAGCAAGCAAAACGGACGGUCGUUUAAAAAACGUGCUCAAGAAUUCCUUUUAAAAUGGUCUUUCUUUGGAGCUCGGGUCAUGCACAACUUAACUCUAAGUAACGCGCAAAGUUUUGCUUCUGUUCACCUCAUCCGUAUGUUAAUGGAUGAGUAUGUCCUCUUGGCUGUGGAGUCUCAGAUGUACGAGGAAAAAUCCUCCGAGCUUCAACUGAUUCUAGACAAACACAUGAACGCAGAUGACAAAGGUGUCCGGCAGAAUUUCUCGUCCAACGCCCCGGGUACCUGCUUUCUUGCCAACCGAAGCGUCAGCACCCCGAAGCACUUCUCUUCGAUCAAACAGGAACAGCGAUUUUUGGAUAUGACCGAUCAAAUCAAUGACAUCGAUUCUUUUGAGAGCAUGUCCGCUUCCGACAUCAGGGAACCAUAUUCUAUGUCCAACCAUUUGAAUGAUUUAAACGCCAUGACACAAGCUUUAAACGGUGGAGGUCAUGUGGCUACACCGCCAAUGUCUCCAAGAAUCUCACUCAGACCAAGUGUUAUCAAUCCGCCAACCAAUCACAUUCCAUGCACCGGUACCACGCCUCCCUCGAUGCCAGCCGCACCCUCAACAUAUUAUUAUCCCAAUCACCAUGACAACCAGUAUAAUUCUCAUAGCAACACAUAUCUGAACAACUACAACACGGGACCAUAUUGCAGCCCUACGGUCUUCCGGUCAUCUCACCACUAUUCCCCUACUGCAACUUCCUACCCAACCAAACAAACAGAAAAGCUGGACAUACCCUGUAACUACCCUUAUGCAACGGAAUCUUUGUCGCAAACACACCACCAAUACCCGUGCACAGAUAAUUACUAUGGCUCGCCAGGUGUUUCCUCGUACACAGCAAUUCCAGCCAAUCAAAACGGUUACAUCCAGUCGCCAAUGCAUAAUCAGAGUGGAAGUGCAUUCAAUGUUGUUCAGAUAAAUCCAAAUUUUCCUCAGCAAUCGGCAUAUUCCACUUCUGAUUAUUACAGUUCGUCCAACUAUAACCAACACCAGCAAGUAAGUAAGCCGUUGGUUGAACAUGUUCCCGUUAUCCAACAUCGAGGGUCUGUAACGUCACACUAUUCAUCCACAGAACUUAACGACCCACUCAAUAUCUUGGAUAAACCUUUGUACAGAUCUAAAGAAGAUAACUCUCAUCUCUAUGCCAGCGCUUCUCCAGUUACUUGCCACAAUACAAGACACCCAGGUAAGACAACGCUAUAUUAUCCCACCUCUAAAGAAUCUUCUAUUUUGUUCUUGUUUGAUUUGUCUGAAAUCUCAAGAGAACAAUGUUUUAUUGCAUUCCUGACAGAUUAA